Cuscuta epithymum is the source of this 806-nucleotide messenger RNA. The record is from the annotation of a GenBank genome assembly. NCBI's taxonomy places the organism in Eukaryota, Viridiplantae, Streptophyta, Magnoliopsida, Solanales, Convolvulaceae.
UAUUUUCUUAAUAAGAUUAGAAGGUCGCCAAACAUGGCAUACUUGCCAAAACCACUUGCUGCUGCUUCAUUUCUCGCCGCCAUACUUCUGCUCCUCAUCCAUUUCUCUAAUGCUCAACAUUAUCAGGUAGACUUGGCCAAUUCCCCAGCACCAAGUCCUCAGCCACAAGUCAUCGACUGCAACGGAGCUUGUAAGGGAAGGUGUGAGAAGUCAAAGAGACCAAAUCUGUGCAAUAGGUCCUGCGGCAGCUGCUGCGCCCGGUGCAAUUGCGUACCCCAUGGGACUUCUGGAAAUUACGAAGAUUGCCCCUGCUAUUUUAAACUCACUACCCACAACAACACUCGUAAAUGCCCUUAAUUAAUUCAUCCCUGUUUUUGAUUCUUUUCUUUUUUGGGUUUUUGCUGUUAUUGUCGUUUUAAUGCUUCUUUUUGUCGGUUAUACCUAGCUAAUUAUCAUUCAUAUGUACGAUUAAAAUAAUAAGAUUUCGUAUAUCGGUAUUUUCUUGCUUCUAUUGACGUAUACCCAAGAUGGAAAAUGUUGGUGUUUUCUGUUUGUACCCUUUUUAUUCACUUGAUCGAUUAUUACUCAUGGUGUAUUUUGAUGUCUUUUGAAGUUAUAGAACAAUGCUGUUUCUUUUUGUAGUUUAAGAAUGUUGUUUUUUUUUUGUAGUUUAAGAAUGUUUUCAUUUGGAUUAAAAUUUUAUGGUAUGGUUUGAUUUAGUCUAAUCCAUUAAAUUUGUCUUGAUUUAUACCUAAUUUGAUCAGAAUUGGUAAAAUUUGUAGCAUUACUAUUAUCUCAGUUUGGCG